Molecule: messenger RNA, 351 nt
Organism: Ostertagia ostertagi
Lineage: Eukaryota; Metazoa; Nematoda; Chromadorea; Rhabditida; Trichostrongylidae
Source: the annotation of a GenBank genome assembly
AUGAUCGCAGAAGCUCUAACUGAGUUCAAAGCCAUAUGGUAUAUGGACACUUCUAUAGUAUUCACAAAAGGAGACCUGAGUCACGUUCACGAGUUGAUCACCUGCCGGAACCACGUGUCUCAGCGCGGCUGGAACGUCGAGCAAUGGAAGGAAGCGGUGGCCGAAUGCAGAAAACCGGGAUUUCUUAUGACAGCAUUCACUGGUCAUGGUAUCUACACAGCCACAGCCCCUGAAAUCUACGAGUUCAUUCCAACGAACUACAAGGAAAUUAAAAAAUUCAAAGCGAAAAUGUACGAAUCUGGACUGACACUUGUAGUGAGAACAAAUGACACCAUGGAGGACAUCCUCAAA